Staurois parvus is the source of this 1320-nucleotide messenger RNA. The record is from the annotation of a GenBank genome assembly. Lineage: Eukaryota; Metazoa; Chordata; Amphibia; Anura; Ranidae.
AUGGCUUCCUCCGCGCUCCUCCUGCUCCUCCUAUGGGGCUCCCUGGUCCUGUCCCGGGCUCAGUAUGAACAGUACAGCUUCCGAGGCUUCCCCCGGUCCGAGCUCCGACCGCUGCAGACCACCUAUGGCCAAGCCAUGCAGCUCUACGAGGCUCAGUCCUGGAAGGAGGCAACCAAGUCCCUGGAGGCCAGCCUGAGGCUGAACCGACUUCUCCAGGACAGCGAGGAGUUCUGCGGACACAGCUGCUCCAAGGAGACCUCCAUCCCUGGGCUGGAGGACGAGGAGGACGGGGGGCUGGAGGCCAAGCAGGACUGGAGGAUGGAGCUCAGGCUCUUCGGGAGGGUCCUGUCCAAGGCUGUGUGCCUCAGGAAGUGCAAGGCUACCCUUCCAGUCUUCCAGCAACCAUACCCAGACCAGGAGACCCUCAAAGCCUUCCAGAGGAGAGACCCCUACCAGUACCUGCACUACACCUACUUCAAGAUCAAUGAGCUGGAGAAGGCGGUGUCGGCUGCUCAUACGUUUCUGCAGAAGAACCCCACCCAUGAGAUGACGCUGCGCUACAUGAACUACUACAGGACCUUGCUGGAAGUGGAGGAAUUUCUCAUCGAUUUAGAGGCUCAGCCCUUCGAGAGCAUAUUUGUGAAGGCUGUAAAGUCGUACAAUGCUGGAGAUUUCAGGCGCAGCACAGAAGAGAUGGAGCAGGCUUUGCCUCUGUAUUACAAAGCAUACAACAACUGCUUGACGGGCUGUGAGGGGGUUUCUGAAAUGAGAGAGUUUAAAGACUUCUACCCAGCCGUUGCAGAUCAUCUGACCGAUGUCCUGGAAUGUAAAGUGCAGUGUGAGCCUAGCCUGACCCCCAAUGUUGGAGGAUAUUUGGUUCACAAGUUUGUGGCCACCAUGUACCACUACCUGCAGUUUGCCUAUUACAAACUUAAUGAUGUGAAGAACGCAGUUCAGUGUGUGUCCAGCUACAUGCUGUUUGACCCUACAGAUACGGUGAUGCAACAAAACCUGGCGUAUUACAAGUUCUACAAGGAGAAGUGGGACCUGGAGGACUCCGAUUUCAAUCCUAGAGAGGAGGCCCUGAUUUAUCACAACCAGACUGUGCGCCACAAGGAACUGAUGCAGUUUGCUCACGAUUUUCUCCGUCGGGAUGAUGACGAGGUAAAAAUUGAAGUCGGAGCGGUCCAGGACACAGGACCAACCCCAUCUGAUACAGAAUUUGAAGGGGAAGGAGACUAUGAGGAAGGGAUUUUUGCUGAGUGGUGGACAGAACCGAAGUCAAAAGGAGACUUAGCUGACAAACCAAACUUAAAAUAA